This is a messenger RNA of Danaus chrysippus (African queen), 456 nucleotides long. The record is from the annotation of a GenBank genome assembly. NCBI's taxonomy places the organism in Eukaryota, Metazoa, Arthropoda, Insecta, Lepidoptera, Nymphalidae.
AUGGGGAUCACACAUUCGGGGGACAACCCUUCAGCAACCCUUUUUUUUGUAGAUCCAGAUGUUUUUUUACUCAGUGAAGGGCACGCGACCCGGACUGUUGACGUUUUUUUUGGUGUGUGUUGCAAAAAUUUUAAAGUAAUAUUAAUUGGCAAUCCUAACUCCGCACACCUGGUCCUUUGUGAACACGCGCGGCUCCGAGCGAGGGGUGUGUCACGUGUCACUGGAUGUGUUCACUAUUACACUAAUUUCCUGUUCUCCAUCAUAACGACGACUGACAGGACCAACACCAGCAGCGACGUGACGCGACCAAGGUGCGGUCUGAAGCAAGGGAGGCUCGGAGGGUCGCUCGGCUGCGGGGAGGAGGAGGAGGGGGGAACGGGGCUGGAGUACGGAGGAAGUGAAGGUGGAGAGGGUCGCGGGGCAGGAGGAGGGAAGAGGGGGGUGAGGUCCCUGUGA